Messenger RNA from Bacillus rossius redtenbacheri, 2697 nucleotides. RefSeq lists its product as uncharacterized. NCBI's taxonomy places the organism in Eukaryota, Metazoa, Arthropoda, Insecta, Phasmatodea, Bacillidae. The record is from RefSeq and is a predicted model, not a curated record. The transcript has 2 exons. The coding region runs from base 47 to 2089 and encodes 680 amino acids.
GGUUGAAAGCGAAGCCGCGAUCAACAGUUGACCGUCAGCGAAGGUCAUGGCUGAAGCUAGCGGCGACACGUACGAGGAGAGCGAACACGCGGAGACAGUGUCCUGGGCGCAGCUGGCGACCAACAUCCAGCAGAGGUUCUGCGAGCUGUUCGAUGGCCGGCCCUGGGAGCCCGUCGACACCUCCCCGGCCUGCUUGGACAACCUGCGGAGGAACAUCGGCUACGCGCUGUUCGGGCCGCCCCCGCGGCUCCCGGGCGACGACGGGAGCAGCGGCUAUACCGAGGCGCAGCUCAAGCAGGUGGGGAAGAUACACCGGCCCGUCGUGAGGCUCAUCAGCGGAGACCCCAAGGCGGUCAUGUUCCUCUUCUUCGGCGUGAAGCAGCGAGGGAGCCACCGCACGGUGCCCGUGUUCCGGGUCGUCGCGGGCGAACUCCCCGACGCCGCGUCGGACAGCUUCGUCGACCACAACGGCCGCGUGUACCGCGGCUGGCAGGACCUGGCGAGAAACCACGUGUUCCCCGACUGCCUCGUGUGCUGCCCCCGGCGCGGGCUGUACACCCGCACCGACGGGAGGGUCGAUGUGGAGUUCCUGCAGCCGGCGCCGGCCAGGAGGGUGCUGGACGCGCUGAACCUGACGACGGCGCUCGCGGCGACGUCAGUUGGCGUGGCGACGCUGCUGGUCGCCGUGCCGGGCAGCGUGCUGCUGGCGGCAACGGUCGCCGGCGUCGCCUCGGGCUGCUACGGGCUGGGCCAGAGCGUCGGGCACCUGGUGGACAGGAGCCAGCACGGGCAGACACUCGGCCUCAGGAGCUCGGGCGCGCGCGGCGACUGGCUGGGAGUCGCCGGCAACACGGCGGGCAUCGCGCUGGGCGGGGUCGACGCCGUGCGCUCCGUCUUCCUGCAGGGCAACUCGGGCUGCCUGCGCCUGCUGUCGUCGCUCAACAUCGGCUGCUCCGCCGUCAAGGGGCUGUCCGUCAUCAACGGCCUCGCGGACGUCACCGGCAAGGCGAGGGCCGCCGGGAGGAUCACCCCGCUCGAUGCCUACCAGCUGUCGGCCUCCGUCCUCUUCUUCGGCGGCUCCGUCAUCUCCAUCAGCAGCGCCUCCAGUGCCCUCCAGAGACUGGUCCAGUUCGACACCCAGAAGGUCACCGACAUCAUCGGCACCAUAGAAAAAGCAGACGGCGUCGUAAAGACUUUCAUCCCCGUCACGGACGACAUCCCCGCGCCGGAAGAACACGAGAAAAAAGAGAAAAGUCGACGCAAAGAAGCUAGGAAACCGAUACCUAAAGAAUUCGUAGAUCUGACUGCGGAUCGAAUAGACAGCAUUAAAAUAAUAAAUAUCGAUGACCAUUUGGGUUGCGACGAAGCUUGUCACGAGACCACAAACAACUUGAACGACAAGCAAACGGCACAAGGUGAAAUGCAGUCCAACUCUCCGCUGGUGAAAUUAAUUAAUGUGCUUAGUUCACCAUCGUUAAAAUUUUAUCAGAUAGAUAAUAAUAAUACUGCACUUUCAGCAGCUGACACAGUCAACAAUGAAGCAAUUACAUUUGUGUCUUUCAGUGAACAGUCACCAGAACACAGUGAUGAAGGUAAAAGUAGUUCUGCAGAAAGUACAGGUAAUGCUAAGAAAGGUACGAUGCGAGGAAUGAAAAAUGUCUUGGCAGCCAUCCGAAUCUUGGAAACUCCAAAUAAAGGAAAGUACACAAUCAGUGGCAGCGAAAAUGGCACACCAAGAGAGAGAAAAAGUGAUGAGGUGCAAUCACAUAACGAUGAGGAAAAGAAUGAUAUGUCUGAAAAAGAUGUUUUACGAAAUCUUCUUGAACUCGCAAAGACGAAACAUACUGAGGAAGAAAAUGCCUAUCGGAAGGGAAAAAACAAAGCUUUGAACUGCAAGCCUAAACUCAAUAAGAUCCUGAUGAUCAACAGGUUUUGGACUCGCGACAAGCCUGACCAAUCCAAGCAUGACUCUGACCACAACCAGCCACUCAAGGAACAGAAUAUUCCUCUGGAUGAGAAACUGCAGUCAUAUUACUUUUCUGACGAGAAUACUGAGGCAAGCUUCGUGAAAUCACAAACAGAAAACUAAAUUUGAAAUUCAUGAGAAUUACGCUACAACAGAAGCUUACAGUAGUUUGCAAGUUAUGUACGAACCUACAUAAUGUAUUACUGUACACAACAAAUCUGAAGAUGAACAGUGUAUCAAGAUGAGAAAGGAAAAAUAAAUUUUCAUCCAAGCAAUACAAUCAAUUGUUGAUAGCAAUGAAAAACACUAUGAUAAGGGUUAUGCAAUCUAAUUACUUAUAUAUUGAAAAAGAAAACUGUAUAAAAAUAAUUUUUUAUUAAACAUAUUAUAGAAAUUACUAUAGUGCAACAUGCAUUUUUAAGCAGAACUUACUUAACUAAUGAACUAAAUCUCUUUAUAAAGUCAUGUCUCUCACAUUCACUUUGCAACCUGUGUACAAACAGCAGGGCCGCUGAGAGAAUUUGUGGGCCCCUGGGCAGCUGGGGUAGUAGGCCCCCUUCCUUUUUUUUUGUAUACCACUACUACGUACUAUGUAUACCAUAAAAAUAUAUGGUAUCGUAAAAAUGCAUCCUUCAUUUGAACAUACAACACAAUUUCCUAGUUACGCAAAAAAAAAAAAAAAAAAAAAAGGAGCAUUUGCAUGUAUUAUCUCAGUGCACUUUUACAUUGUU